CAGCAGCAGCAGCAGCAUCAGGCUCAUCCCUUGCAGCGCUCGCAGCCCCCGGGAGCCUUGGGGAGCCCCUCUCCUCCCAUGUGAGGGCAGCCAGGCGGGGCUGGCCAUGGGGGCCUCCUCGGCGCUGGCCCUGGCCCUGGCCCUUGGCCACUGGCUCCUGGGGCUCCAGCCUCAUCCCUUCGCAGCAGCAGCAGCAGCAGCAGCAGCCGCCUCCCCGCGGAGCCCCUCCUGGGCCCAGCACCCCCACCUCCCCACCUCCACCUCCAGCAGCAAUGCAUUCUUCACAGAGACCCCACAUGACAUGACCGCCCGAGCGGGCGAAGAUGUGGAGAUGGCCUGCUCCUUCCGUGGCAGCGGUUCCCCUUCCUACUCCCUGGAGAUCCAGUGGUGGUACGUCCGCACCCACAAGGACUGGACAGACAAACAGAGCUGGGCCUCCAACCAGCUAAAAGCAUCUCCACAGGAAGAAGCCGGGAAGGAGGCGACAAAAAUCCAGGUGGUGAAAGUGGUCGGCAGCAACAUCUCCCACAAGUUGCGUCUCUCCCGGGUGAAGCCGACGGACGAAGGGACCUACGAGUGCCGGGUGAUUGACUUCAGUGACAGCAAAGCCCGCCACCACAAGGUCAAGGCAUACCUGCGGGUGGAAGCCGAGGAGAACACCGUGCCGCACCGUCACAGCGCCCACGGGGGGCACCUGCAAGACACCCAGCAGCAGCUCUUGGGGGCCCAGACCUCCGAGCACAGUAAACUGAGUGCCCCCCACCCACAGCACCAACACCACCACAAGCCGGGCAAGGAGCUCAAGAAGCGCUCCGUGGCAGAUGAUACCUCCUGCGCCCUCUAGACUGGUGGGCACUGGGUGCAAGGCUACGACCGGACAGCCUGGCAGGGCUCCUUCCUCUUCUUCUUCCUCCUUGUCCUCUUCCUCCACACUUGCGGAGCCACACUUGCCUGCCCUGCCCCUUUCUUAUGGUGACACUGGAGUGGCCAGAACAGGGUUGGGUCCCUGUGAAAUUGGCAUGUGGCACCCAUGCCACAAAACCAGAAACAGCCCCUUCCUCUCCCCUUCCCCGUUCGCAUGAUAACCUUUCACCAUUACUAUUCCUCUCCACUCGACCACCAGCUAGAUAUACAUAUUUUUAAGCAUUCCUUUCUAGCUCUCCAUUCUCCUCCGAAGGAACCCUGGCGCCUGUCUUGCGCAAAAUGGAGCCACUUCAACAGAUGUACUGUUGGACUUUGGGGGUACCACUUUUGACCGAUGAAUGGUCCCUCUUGCCAACACCAGCCUCACCUGCUGGGGUCUUUCCCAUGACAGAAAAGAUGGCAGACACCGUAUUUGGCAUCCCAUUUGACUCCUUGACAACUGAGAAGUGAUCCUAUGCUCUUAAAGUGGCCAAAGAUAGAAGGAGCCAAACUGCAGUUGGCUUAUACUCUUUCAUUGCCAAAUUCUCCUGGCUUUUGGUGACCACAUGGGUAGGAGAAGAUGUGGUCCUGAGAAAUCCAGCAGAAAACCCUUGCCCAUCUUUGUUGCUUUGGUGGCGUGCAAGUCCAGUUGGUUCCUCUGGGAAAUGCAUAAGUUCCUUCCACUGCCCCCCAAAAAAGGAACAUGGACUUGAGGUUAGCACAUCCCUUGCUGAGAGGAGACUUAGACCCAAAGCUGGACCUUAUUUUCACAAAAGGACACCUUCAGCCACCUCUGGACCAAGCCGCCCACCUUGCCGUUGCCAUUGCUAGUUUACUCCUGCCAUGCGUGAGCCCCUCCGAGUUGACUUCACCUUGCUUUAUAAAAUGAGACCCGGGAGUGGGUGGGUUAUGCGUCAUUUUGAAUCCUCACUUUGAACCCUCACUAGUUAUCACCCUAUGCUACUAUGAAAAUGGAUGACUGUAUAACUGUAAAUAUAACUGACUGGUUCUCUCUCCGUAUUGCCCCAUGGCCGGGCAAUAAUCCACUGUCGACAAGGUCCCUGGGGGAGGUCCAGGGUUUCCCACUAAAGCACCCCUACCUUCUGCAUUGGAUCCUAUUGGGUGAUGAUUAAAAGGAUGCUUGUUUUAUAGAUGAACACAGCAGUAAAUGUAGCUUUCUUGGAGGACAGAGAGAGAUGCAGAGCUAAUGAGAAAGUGGGGAGUGGAUACAAAUUCCCAGGGCGCAGUGGUCCAGAAGGGACAACAUCAAGGCUUGGUGAUGUUGCAUCUGUUUUUGUCUUGAGCAUCCCCAAGUCCCCUAGUUGAGAGCAUGAGAAAUAGUCUUUUGGUACUCAAUAAAAUGGCCAUAUAUUAUACCAUAUAUUGGGAGGGUCUGUCCAUUGUGAGCAUGGCUGGUCCCUGUUCUUCCAGUUUGGAAAGAUGCAGGCCCAGAUGAAGGAGACGAGGAGCACAGGAGGCAAGAUUACAUUAAAGCCUGACUGGCAUCUUGCAGAAAGAGGGACUCUCGCAAGAGUGCCAUAAUAAGAGAUUUAGAGAUCUUGUGGGAGGCUUGAGUUCUUGCACGACUCUAAAUGUGGGCUUGAUUUGUAUGUACCGGCCAAAGUGUUGAUAGAGAGGGCUCCCCAUGUUGCUGCUUCAAAACCUAUAGCAGCCCUCGUUGGGUUGCCCAAAAGGCCUCUUCCGUUAGGAUUGCCAUUUGUCCCGGAAUACCUAGAAUAUUCCAGAUUGAAGGUACUAAAAAAUGUCCCGGCCGGUUGAGGUUAAAACAUAGUGGUAGGAAAAUUGCAAUGGGUUGAAUUUGCAUAAUCAGAGUGCAAUUUAAUAAUAUGCCUUGUUAUAAUAAUUUGCAUAAUGUGCAGAUCAGAUGCCCAGAUACGAGGGAUUGGAAUAUGGCAACCUUAUCCUUCAUGGAAGCCCACACAAUAGACAGAUGCAGCCUACUAGCCAAAGUCUCUCUCAGUGUUCAUAACCUCAAACAUUUAAUAUUGCUUUAUCACACUAGCAAAAAACUGCUGGAAAACGGGGUUUAAACUAGAUUUAAUUUUAAAAAAACCUGGAAGUUUAUCACACCAGAUUUCCGCAAAAGUGAAAUAACACGAAGUUAAAGUGAAGGUAAAGUGGAGAAAAACGGCAGCUUCUUACUUUCGGGAAGUUCCCAAAGAAAAAAGCUGCCUUUUCUCCCCUUUGCCUUCGCUUUAACUUCAUGUGGUUCAAUGCCUGUCCUGCAGCCAUUCACUCAAAACCACACAGUUGCGAGUUCAAGACCAGCAAAAGGGCCCA
Molecule: messenger RNA, 3204 nt
Organism: Sceloporus undulatus (fence lizard)
Lineage: Eukaryota; Metazoa; Chordata; Lepidosauria; Squamata; Phrynosomatidae
Gene: VSTM2L
Product: V-set and transmembrane domain containing 2 like
Exons: 4
Coding region: 107-844 (245 amino acids)
Source: RefSeq, a predicted model, not a curated record